AUGGCUUUUAAAUUCUUUGCUCUAUAUGCUGUUUUCGCCGUUGCCACCGCUCAGCAUUAUGACUCGAAUUACUACCAGCAGCCACAAUAUAACGCUCAGCCUGCCUUGCUGAAGUCCGUCCAGCCACAUCUGGUGAAAACAAUCCAACCAACUUUGAUUAAGUCAAUUCAGCCAACUUUGGUAAAGUCUGUGAAACACGUCGAAUAUCCAGAUACACCAGCCCAAUAUCAGUUCGCCUAUGAAGUGCACGAUGAUCACACCGGAGAUAUUAAAAGUCACCACGAGGAACGCCAUGGUGACAAUGUCAAGGGAUACUACACUCUGAUUGAUGCCGAUGGACAUCGUCGUAUUGUUGAGUACAGCGUUGAUGGACACAGUGGAUUUAACGCAGUUGUCCGCCGCGAGCCUCUGGAGGGACACAAGAUUGUGAAGGCGGUGGCUCCCGUCGCCAAGAUUGUUGCUCCAGUUCAUCAUUACCAACCAGCUCCAGCCCAGGUUCACAUCCAACAAGCUCCAAUUCAUCGUUAUCAAUCGGCUCCAGUCCAACUGCACUAUCAACCGACGCCAGUUCAACAUUAUCAGCCAGCUCCUGUUAAGCUCAUCAGUGCCCCAGUUACUAAGGUUGCCCUCCCAGCCGUUGCGAAAGUGGCUUAUGACCCACACCAUGGAGCCGUAAAUCAUGUUCAGUUCAGUGGACUCUCAUCGAACUACCAGUAUUAA
Molecule: messenger RNA, 720 nt
Organism: Toxorhynchites rutilus septentrionalis
Lineage: Eukaryota; Metazoa; Arthropoda; Insecta; Diptera; Culicidae
Product: cuticle protein 19-like
Exons: 2
Coding region: 1-720 (239 amino acids)
Cellular component (GO): extracellular matrix
Source: RefSeq, a predicted model, not a curated record